ACAAUGGCGUCGCCCGCGGCGGCGCAGUACACUCGUCCGGCGCGAUCGAGCCCGUAGCCCCCGUACGCGGCCGGGGAUCGUCGCAGAGGCGCAUGAGCCUCUAACGGAAGAUCUCGAUCGGAACCUGCAGCCUUCUCCUGCCCGAUCGAGAUGAUGGACGUGGAGACGGGCGCCCGCGCGGCGGCGCCGCCGGCGCCGGAAGCGGACGUGAAGACGGACGCCAGCGCGGCUGCGGCGCCGCCGCCGCCGCCGGAAGCGGAUGCGGACGCGGCGUGGAAGGCUCCGGCGGCGAUGGUGCUGGUGCAGCUGUUCAACACGGGGAUGGUGCUGCUGUCCAAGGCGGCCAUCGGCGGCGGCAUGUUCGUCCUCGUGCUCCUCGCCUACCGCGGCAUCUUCGGCGCCGUCAUCAUCCUCCCCCUCGUGCUCCUCCUGGAGAGAGGGAAGUGGAAAGAAAUGGACUGGCGCGCCGCUGGAUGGAUCUUCCUUAAUGCACUCAUCGGAUAUGCGGUACCAAUGAGCAUAUACUUCUAUGGGCUACGCGACACAACGGCAUCCUACGCCAUCAUAUUCCUGAACAUGAUUCCUCUAACAACCUUCAUCCUCUCCUUGCUCCUCAGAAUGGAGGCACUGCACAUCAGAACCAUGGCAGGAUCGCUUAAGGUUGCCGGAGUCUUGCUCUCCGUCGGCGGCACAAUGAUCAUCAGCCUUUACAAGGGAGAGAUUUUGCAUCUCUGGAAUCCUAUCCUUCACCUUCGCAGUGAAGAGCAUGUGGGUGUCGCAAGGCAUCAGCUGCGGGGAACGUUCUUGUUGGCAGGCAGCACCUUCAUGUUUGCUUGCUGGUAUCUAAUUCAGUCCAAGAUUCUCAAGGUGUAUCCAUACAAAUACUGGUCAUCCAUGGCGACGUGCUUGGUUGGAGGGUUUCAGACAGCACUUGCAGGAGUCAUAGUGAGGAGGGACGUGAACGCCUGGAAGAUAGGAUGGGACAUAAACCUUCUGACCAUUGUGUACUCGGGGGCACUCGCAACUGCUGGAAAAUAUAGCUUGAACUCGUGGGCUGUGGCUAAGAAAGGACCGUCAUAUCCUCCCAUGUUCAUGCCAUUGUCUGUAGUCUUUACUGUUGUGCUGGGCUCCAUUUUCUUAGGCGACGACAUCACCGUGGGAAGCCUCAUUGGGACAACUCUGGUGAUUGUUGGGACCUACAUCUUCCUCUGGGCCAAAGCAAACGAGCUACCUAAAAAGUAAAGUUGCGACGGUACGAACUUAUCGAAAGUCACAGAAUAGAUACUGUUUGUUUCAAUGGCGGAUCCAGCAACUUUGAUGAAUAUGGACGCAUCAGUUCUACAUCUCUACGCAUGGUGUUACCUAACAACCAGCGUCUAGAUAUUGAAGAAGCUAACUGAGCCAGCGGCAGGAGAAGCCUGGGCGGACGCCCGGGGUCACCGGGCCCUAGGUCGUUUGCCCCUAGUUUGUAUUGUGCAUCAUUUGUUUUCUCCACUGUGGGCAGCGCCCGAAUUUCAUUCAAUACCAGAAAGUAACGAAAUUACAUGUCUA
Panicum virgatum (switchgrass) is the source of this 1551-nucleotide messenger RNA. Its product is annotated as WAT1-related protein At5g64700-like. The record is from RefSeq and is a predicted model, not a curated record. NCBI's taxonomy places the organism in Eukaryota, Viridiplantae, Streptophyta, Magnoliopsida, Poales, Poaceae. Gene Ontology annotation, cellular component: plasma membrane. Bases 151 to 1242 code for a protein of 363 amino acids. Gene Ontology annotation, molecular function: transmembrane transporter activity. The transcript is spliced from 7 exons.